Messenger RNA from Phodopus roborovskii (desert hamster), 813 nucleotides. It is a transcript of the gene Tmem138, whose product is annotated as transmembrane protein 138. The transcript is spliced from 4 exons. The coding region runs from base 125 to 613 and encodes 162 amino acids. The record is from RefSeq and is a predicted model, not a curated record. Lineage: Eukaryota; Metazoa; Chordata; Mammalia; Rodentia; Cricetidae. Gene Ontology annotation, cellular component: cilium.
UGCAUCAGAGUCAGGGAUUUGGAAAAAUUAAACAUCUUUCCCCAAGUACCCAGUAGGGAACCAGAAGUUACCUUAUACAGAACUGUGGAAUGUGCCCUUGGGAGUCUCAAAAAGCAGCCACAAGAUGCUCCAAACUAGCAACUACAGCCUGGUACUGUCUCUGCAGUUCCUGCUGCUGUCCUAUGACCUGUUUGUUAAUUCCUUCUCGGAGCUACUCCGAAUGGCUCCUGUCAUCCAGCUGGUGCUCUUCAUCAUCCAGGAUAUUGCAAUCCUCUUCAACAUCAUCAUACUUUUCCUCAUGUUCUUCAACACCUUCGUCUUCCAGGCCGGCCUGGUCAACCUCCUAUUCCAUAAGUUCAAAGGGACCAUCAUUCUAGCUGCUGUGUACCUCGCCCUCAGCAUCUCCCUUCAUGUCUGGGCCAUGAACUUGCGAUGGAAAAACUCCAGCAGCUUCAUUUGGACAGAUGGACUUCAAAUACUAUUUGUAUUCCAGAGACUAGCCGCGGUGCUGUACUUCUACUUCUACAAACGGACGGCUGUGAGGCUGGGCGACCCCCGCUUUCACCAGGACUCACUGUGGCUGCGGAAGGAGUUUAUGCAAGUCCGACGGUGAUCACUUCAUGUCCCAUUGAUGAAUGCUUUUCCUUCCCAGUGGGAACCACCUGGGCUGCUCUCCAGGGAAGGGCAGGCCUUGGCAUCAGGAAACAUGGACUUCCUAGGACAUGCUCAGGCCAGCUGUGCAGCAUUCAAGAAGGAAGACUCUCCAGGCGUGGUUGGAAACUGAGGCAGGAAAACUGUUAUGAGUUUGAGGCC